Molecule: messenger RNA, 2088 nt
Organism: Trichomycterus rosablanca
Lineage: Eukaryota; Metazoa; Chordata; Actinopteri; Siluriformes; Trichomycteridae
Gene: tpte
Product: transmembrane phosphatase with tensin homology
Exons: 19
Coding region: 142-1674 (510 amino acids)
Biological process (GO): phosphatidylinositol 3-kinase/protein kinase B signal transduction; negative regulation of cell population proliferation; monoatomic ion transport
Cellular component (GO): nucleus; cell projection; plasma membrane
Molecular function (GO): phosphatidylinositol-3,4,5-trisphosphate 3-phosphatase activity; monoatomic ion channel activity; protein tyrosine phosphatase activity
Source: RefSeq, a predicted model, not a curated record
GAUCUGGGGAAUAAACGUGAAAGGAGGAAGGAAAACCUUUGGACCACUUUUCCUGGUCACGGGACAGUCACACAGUGAAAGGAAGAUCAGCAAAAAACAAACGAACAGAACAGGACAAGUGCAAUAAAAAAUCUCUUAAAAAUGACAUCAGUUCAUUUUAAGCCCGGGUUGGAUUCCAAAGAAGUUAAUGGAAACACAGUGAUGGACGAAGCUCAAGUUGAGAUUGAUGAUGGCAAAGAGCAAAGUACAGACCCGGACACGAUGUAUUAUCGUAUUAGGAAGAGGAUAGCCCCAUUUGUGAUGUCUUUUGGCUUUCGUGUGUUUGGCCUUGUACUCAUCAUAGUGGACAUUGUGCUGGUCAUUGUCGACUUGAUACCUGGAAUCCAUGAACAGGUGGGGUCUUCUCUGGAAGCUGUUUCAUUAGCCAUCUCCUUCUUCUUCCUUAUUGAUGUGUUGCUCCGGAUUUAUGUUGAAGGAUUUAACGUGUACUUCAGGUCCAAGCUGAACAUCAUGGAUGCGUGCAUUGUGGUCAUCACUCUUGUGGUCACAAUGAUCUAUACAUUUUCUGAUCUCUCCGGAGCGAGUCUUUUCCCCAGGGUAGUGACCUUCCUGAGGGCGUUGCGUAUAAUUAUCCUGGUGCGUAUCUUCCGCCUGGCAUCUCAGAAGAAAGAGCUGGAGAAGGUUACACGAAGAAUGGUAUCAGAGAAUAAACGGCGGUACCAGAAGGAUGGUUUUGAUUUAGACCUGACUUAUGUCACAGACAGAAUUAUUGCCAUGUCGUUCCCCUCAUCUGGGAAACAGGCUCUCUACAGGAAUCCUAUCAAGGAAGUUGCCAGAUUUCUGGACACAAAACAUCCCGAUCACUACCGAGUUUACAAUCUCUGCAGUGAGAAAGGCUACGAUCCAAAAUUAUUUCAUUAUAGAGUGGAGCGUGUGAUGAUUGGUGACCAUAAUGUACCAUCAUUAGAGGACAUGCUAAGAUACACUGCUAGUGUACGAGACUGGAUGGCUGCUGACUCACGCAACAUCAUUGCUAUCCAUUGUAAAGGGGGAAAAGGACGUACAGGGACGAUGGUGUGCACGUGGCUGAUUGACAACGAUCAGUUUGAGAGUGCACAGGAUAGUCUGGACUACUUUGGCGAGCGCCGUACAGAUACAAGCAUGAGCUCGAAAUUUCAGGGUGUGGAAACUCCAUCUCAGAGCAGAUAUGUUGGAUACUAUGAGAUCAUGAAGAACACAUACAAUCGACAGCCUCCCCCACCAAAGACCCUGAAGAUCAAAAGUCUGCGCAUUCACUCGAUUGCAGGUGUUGGGAAGGGUAAUGGCAGUGAUCUGAAAGUUCGGAUCAUAGUGAAGAACCAGCUGGUGUUUCAGUGCAACUGUGCCAAACAGGAGAACUGUGCACUAUUCCCAGACACUGGAAACAAUGCAGUGGUGAUCAGUUUACAGGAAGGACCGGUGGUUUCAGGAGAUGUGAAGGUCAUGUUUGACUCUAGCGCUGGUCUUCCGAAGGGAUAUGAGGACUGUCCUUUCUAUUUCUGGUUUAAUACUUCAUUUAUAGAGAAUAACAGGCUGUACCUCUCGAGGGAGGAACUGGACAACCCACAUAAAUCCAAGACUUGGGACAUCUAUAAGGAGGACUUUGGUGUGACUGUGUCAUUCAGUGAACUGUGAAAAAAGCUUACAUAUGACACACUUAACAUUAACCUUCCACUAACCUUCCACCUACUUUUAAGAUGUCACUAAGCCAUACAUAGAAUUCAGUAUAUUGUUUUUGUUACAAAAAAAGAAAAGAGGAAAAAGAAGAAAAAAAAGGAAUAAAAAUGGUACCAUAUUUAAAUGCAUAUAUUUUUUCUGAAUGGUGCAGUUUGCUUUUGAGGACGUGCAAGUGACUGGUGAGGAUCCACAGCUUUUCUGGGCUGUUUCAUAACACUGCUGUUUGUUCACAGAAGAACCUCUCAAUGAAAUCCUUAGUACCACACAAAUAAAGCAUGGUGCAAUUAUAUUUCCUACCGAACCGAAAAUCUUAUACACACAAUGGAUGAGUCUUAAUAAAGUGUGAAAGCUAUCACAUACAUUCUUUAAUUA